Messenger RNA from Staurois parvus, 400 nucleotides. Lineage: Eukaryota; Metazoa; Chordata; Amphibia; Anura; Ranidae. The record is from the annotation of a GenBank genome assembly.
ACGCAGACUGCUUCUACAAACAUUUGUGAAAGAAUGUGUUGCUCUCAGGAGCUCAGUGAAUUCAAGCGUGGUACAGUGAAAGGUUGCCACCUGUGCAAUAAGUCCAUCCGUGAAAUUUCCUUGCUACUAAAUAUUCCACGGUCAACUGUUAGUGGUAUAAUAACAAAGUGGAAGCAACUGGGGAACAACAGCAACCCAGCUAUUAAGUGGUAGGCCACAUAAAAUGACAGAGUGGGUUCAGCGCAUGCUGAAGUGCACAGUGCGCAGACAUUGCCAGCUGUCUGCAGAGUCAAUAGCUAAAGACCUCCAAACUUUGUGUUACUUUCAGAUUAGCACAACAACAGUGCGCAGAGAACUUCAUGGAAUUGGUUUCUAUGGCCGAGCAGCUGAAUCCAAGCCU